Molecule: messenger RNA, 3394 nt
Organism: Thermothelomyces thermophilus ATCC 42464
Lineage: Eukaryota; Fungi; Ascomycota; Sordariomycetes; Sordariales; Chaetomiaceae
Exons: 2
Coding region: 95-3304 (1069 amino acids)
Biological process (GO): DNA-templated transcription; regulation of DNA-templated transcription
Molecular function (GO): zinc ion binding; DNA binding; DNA-binding transcription factor activity, RNA polymerase II-specific
Source: RefSeq, a predicted model, not a curated record
GAGCGCCGGCAACCCGCUUUAAUAGGACUCAUCUCUGAGCCCGUACAGCGCCGCAGAACAACUCAACAUGGUCCCGCUAUGAGGAGCGCCCGACAUGACCACGCCAAUCAAUGGAGCAUUACCGCCGACCAAGCAAAUCCGCUUCGUCAACAACCAAGGCCAGCCUCCGUCCAAGAGGCGGAGAAUCAAUGCAGCAUGUUUGACAUGCCGUAAGAGGAAAACUCGAUGCGCCGGAGAGAAGCCGGAUUGCUCAACCUGUAAGAAGAACGGUCACGUAUGUUUAGGGUACAACGACCUCGUGGACAGGAAGAGAGAAGGCCGCGAGGAUGACGGGUCAGCGGCACUGAAGAACGAACCUGCCGACAUGCCAGAUCUGAAGACUGGCACAAGCGCGAGCCCCGUGGAAAGGAAUGAUGGCGAGCAGCGGGAACGAGUCGGCUGGACGAGUAAGGCCGCCCCACGGCAGGCAGGGUUUGUCGACCAGGAGGACGCCACCGCGAGAACGUCCGUUUUGCGUUCCAGCACGACAGCCACGUCAAAGCGACCGCAUGAAGCUGGCAACGGUUGGGAACGAGAUGGCAAGCCGCAGGGUUCUGUUGCAACUCCCAGACGUCCCGAGGUGCCGCGGAACAGUUCGUUUUCAGAGGACAGCCGAAGCACGAAUAACCGCUCACCCGUCCAACUUGAACGCCACCGUGUGCCGUACUUUCGAUACUUUGGCCCCACUGCCAUCGUUCCCGGUUUUAAGCAGAUGGUGGUAAAUGUGUAUCGCGACAGCAGACGGAAGAGCCGAGGUAGCUCCUUCUCGACGGCCUCUCCGGGAUCACUUUUGGGCUACGGGAUCCAUCACAGUCACACCUCGAAGCUCGAAACCCCUCUCGAAACGCUUGACGACUUGCCCGUCUACGAUGUGAACAGUUCCGAACCAGUUCACGGUCUCAUCAUAUCCCUUGUCGAGACCUUCUUUCUUUACCUUGGGUGCAAUUACCGCUUCCUGCAUAAGGAUCGGUUCCUGCCGAUGCUGAAGGAGAAGCGGAUCGAGGCAAUCCUUGUUGAUGCCGUCUGCUCCCUGGCUGCCCGCUUCUCCGAGCAGCCCAUCUUUACAAAACACCAUGACGGAAAGCUGAAGCGGUCCGAAUACGGUCAUGUGUUUGCCCAACGAGCAAAGGCCGCGAUUGUCGACACCUUCCCCUGCCCCUCGGUCGCUGCUGUCCAAGCCUGCCUGCUGAUGGCGUACGAGGGGUUCGGCGCCGACCAGGACAGCGCUUUGUGGAUGUAUCUCGGCAUUGCCAUCAGGAUGGCCGUUGAUCUCGGGCUCCAAAAGAUUGAGGGUGUUAAAUAUCAAGGGGAGCGCGAUCCCUGGUAUACGAGGUACUGGAGCCGCAAAGAUCCCGAUGGGGAGGAUGGCCCGGACAACAAGCACACCGAGGAUGAGAAUCUUGGGGCCGAGGAACAACAGCAGGUGGAACAGGAGCGUAUCGACACGUUUUGGUCUGUCUUCAUCUUGGACCGCGUCAUCUCGUCAGGCACGGGCAGGCCUGUAACAUUCCGCGACGGCGAUUACGAGCUCUCGCUCCCACCCCCAACAGUUGAUCCCGUCACCCAGUGGCCUGACCCGUUCCCCCCCUUUGUCGAAAUCAUCCACCUGUACGGCCGUGCCUCCGACGUCCUCAAUAAUAUCCGGAAUGCCAACGACCUCACCGAGGAAAAGAUGCAUAAACUUAGGAUUAUGGAGCACGACCUGACAGCGAUCUACCAAAAACAGGAUCAACGUCUUCACUUCAACGCGCUCAACUUCCGCGAAUACGUCAAUGCGAACCAAGGAACUACCUUCAUCUUGCUGCAUUUCUGGUUCCAUGCCUUGGUCAUCAUCCUUCACCAGCCGACCUUGCUCACUCCCUUCCAUAACCUGAGCCCGGCCCAGCUGCUGGCCAAUAGUCCCGACCUGCCAAACAGCCGCGAGCUGUCCAUGUCGAGCGCCAAAACGAUUGCCGAUAUCCUUGCCUUUGCCGAGCUAAUUGAUCCAAAGAGCUUGAUUGCCAACCCGUUCACAACCCAACCCAUAUAUAUCGCGGCAUGCGCCUUCCUCAUGGAGUCGGUAGCCUAUACGUCGCAGGCUCCGUCGCGCGAGACGUCGGAGACACCGGAUCUCAGAGCCGACCAAUUCAAGUCGCCGGCUGCGAGGUCUGGAUUGGGCCACGAUGCACGCCCAAUGAAACAUCAAUUGCUUGCAUCUGCUGCCAACCAGAACUACCAGCGCUGCUACAAGAGUCUCCAGCAAUUAGAGCAAUACUGGGGUGGCGUUAGGUACAUCCUAGCGGCUCUCGAUCAAAAGUCCAAGGGCAUCUGGGAUUGUGAAACCUUCAUCAACGAGGAUCUGGAGGCAAUGAGGAUGGCAAGGCGAGGACCUCUAAGUCGCCUGCCCCGAUUUGAGCACCCCGCCUCUCCAAACGUCCCGCCCAUCGCGUAUUCGCUCACUGGCACCACGAACUCGCCCAAUUCCAACCUUACUGUCCUCUUCCAAGGUAAUUUCCCAGUUCAGCCUGGGCCGCCCGGCCCUGCUUUCACCGCUCCAGUGCCACCACAGCCACAGUCCGUUUCGGGGUCUGCGGCAACCCCUCCGGGCAAUAUGAUUUACGACCCUAUCCGGCAGAGUCUUCCAGAAACGCCCCCGGCGUUUCCCGCCGCUUAUUUGCAGCCCAAUGUCUCGGCCGUCCGCUAUCAACCUGCUCAGCCUAAGACACGCCGGAUUCCCGACUCGCCGGCCCUGGGCAAACCGGGGUUGAAAUACGAGUCGUCUUCGCCCACCGACGUGAACCAGAGCAGUUCGAGCCACGAUGUCAAGCCUCACAUGUAUGGGUCGCCGGCCAGCAACGGCCCGCUACACCACUCAUCCUACAAUCACUCUGCGUCGAUCCAGGCGGCAUUCGACGCCAUGCCCCACAAUCGUUCCCCUUCCAGCACGCCCACAGAUUCUGCAAUGGCCCAGCAGCAUGCAACACACGGCCACAGUCAUAAUCAGAAUCAGAACCCUACCCACAACCAGGGGAACGGGGUUGACCCAGUGAACAAUAAUAGCUACGAGGCAGAUUUUGCCCAGAGUGGCCUAGUGUCCGGAUCAUACCCAUACCUGGGCCUGAAUCCGAUCAACGACACCAUCACUUUCAACAGCCAGGAAGUCAACUUUGACAUGCUUGGUUUACAGGGAGAGAUGAUGCCUCCUUGGCUGGAAAUCCUACCGGGGGAUGUCCUCGGGGGAUUAUUCGAAGGCGGAAUCAUGGGAGGAAAUCAGCAAAUGGGGUAGGUAACCCCCUGUCGCUGAACAGAACCCAUAAGCAGACAAGGGUUACAAGACGAUUGAUUCUCGUUGAGUUGGGAUAUGGGUGUGGUGAAG